Sclerotinia sclerotiorum 1980 UF-70 is the source of this 1473-nucleotide messenger RNA. RefSeq lists its product as hypothetical. The transcript has a single exon. Bases 1 to 1473 code for a protein of 490 amino acids. Lineage: Eukaryota; Fungi; Ascomycota; Leotiomycetes; Helotiales; Sclerotiniaceae. The record is from RefSeq and is a predicted model, not a curated record.
AUGCCUACCGUGGAAGAACUUCAAGAACAACUUCGCUUGGCUAAUGCUCGAGCUGAACAAGAAAAAAACCGGGCUGAUGAGAAAGAUCGGUCCCAACGCAGAACUACUCUUGCCGAGUAUCUUGAACUGUGCCAUACACACUUCUUCCAACCAAUAUCUGUUCAGACGGACAAAGCAUUUGCUACCCAGUGGGUUAAUCUAAAAGGCAAACUCUUUCCAAACCACCUCCGUCCAUGGGAUGAUUUCCUCCUUAUUCAACAAAACACUCAGCAGCGCUUGAAGUUGGCAUACAAAGACUCUGAUGAGAGGAUCUUUGAAAGCUCUCAUUUCAUAGAGGUACUAGGACAAAAAAUGACAUCCCAAAAAUUUUCAAGUGAAGCAGGUAUUGUUCUCCUUCACACAGAGACCAUAGAAUACCCUGUUACGGCUAUCAUCCAGCAUUUGCAAUCCAUUGAUUCCAUACAAAACGAAUUUAAUGUUCGUUCUGGGGUUCUUUUCGAUAGUAAUCCUAAUGGAUUGAGUGACAGAGGCGAAGAAGUUUCUCAGAGAAUCCAGAGUUCACAGUCCUCAACACCUCAUCAUUCGAUACCUCCUACUAGUGGUCUACGACGUGACCAAACAUGUGUAUAUACACGUGAAAAUGAUGAUGGCACACUUCGAAAACUCGCGUUUGUAGUGGAAUACAAAGCCCCUCAUAAGCUCAGUCUUUCCAGUCUUCAUUUUAGUCUCCGGGAGAUGGAUAUCAAAUCUGUUAUGAGUAAUCCUUCCGUCCCCACAGCCAAAAUCAAGGACGAGAAUGACCAGGAGAUCGAUAACCUAGAGCACUUUAAAUAUCAUGCUGAUAGAUUAGUGGCGUCUGUAAUAGCGCAAAAAUUCUCAUAUAUGAUUCAAAGUAGAGUACAAUAUGGUUACAUUACAACAAGCAAAGCUUUCAUUUUCCUUCAUAUUCAACUCGACGACCCGGGGACCGUGUACUACCAUUUGAUCGAGCCUAAAAUUGAUGUGGCGGUAGAAAUGCACGCAAAUCAAGAGUUCGUCGAUCGUACUGCAAUUAACCAGGUCUUGGCAUUCAGUUUGUUGGCAAUGGAGUCGGAGCCAACGAGUCAAAUAUGGUGUGAGAAUGCUAUGAGUAUCCUCAAUACCUGGGAUGUGAACUAUGAAGCUGUUCUUCGCACGAUACCUGAGAACGUACGGAAAAAUCCGCCACCCUCGAGUUACCGUACGAAAGCAUAUUUUCCGGUUGACCAGUUCAAAAUGGUACCAGGCAAUAAAAAGCGUAGUCGGAGCACACGCAGAGAACCUUCGACUUCUUGCAAUGAGACCAAUACAGGUCCAUCUUAUGCCACUGUCCUCGAGCCUCCGGUUACACCUUCUUGUCGCAGAACUCAACCCACCAACAAUGAACAUCCACCUCAAGAUCGAGGAAAUCGUUUUAAAAAUGCAAACGUUUCCCAGAACGAUGCUCGAAACUGA